UUGCUGGGGUUUGUCAGGAAUAGCGUAUUUUGGGAUCUCCGUAAUGACGAGUGAUGACUUACGGACCCUCUGUAGAUAACCCGAAUGAGUAUUUGCAGCAGUUGCUCGCUUCCAGUUUGUUUCAUUAAAGAUUUUAAUUCAAAUAUUGAAACAGUAAAUGCCACAAGAAUAAGCUGAGGGCUCACUAACCACUGAAAAGAGACUGCUGCCUCAGCUUGCUCAUGGACGUUACGGGGUCCUUCCUGAACCCUGCCGCUGUGUUGUACCACCCGGUAGAGAAGCACUUUGCAGAUUACUAAUAAAACCAAAACCAGCCCCCCCUUUAGCAUUCAAAUAGGAGUUAUGCUUUAAACAGUCGGUUUCUCACAGUUUUAAGGACCUUGUGCAAAUCAAAGGGUGAUUUCUCUUCUUACCAGAGAGAAAUUAAAAAGGAAACGAAUAUGGCCAGCAGCAACAGACCUCCCACAGCUCGUUCUGCUUCAAGAGCAGGAAUAGGGCCGACCUCUUCAUCGAGGCCUUCGUCUUCAUCAAGGACUCCGUCAGCAGGCAGAAUAGGAACAGCGAUGCCUCCUAGUACAGCAAGACCCAGUUCUCGUGGUGGUUCUUUGACUCCUGGAGGAGUUUUAUCAUCUCAGAUUAAAGUUGCAGACCGUCCAGUGACUCAACAGGGGUUAAGUGGAAUAAAAACUGCAAUGAAAGGUCCUCAGAGACAGAUAAUGGACAAAACAUACUAUCUUGGGAUGCUGAGAAAUAAAACAAGUGAUCUUAAAACAGAAAUUAACAAGCUGCAGGAAGAAGUAGAAAUGUACAAGCAAGAGAAAUCUGUCUAUUUGUCCUAUGAAAAACGGGCAGAGGCUUUAGCUGGUGAACUGAAAGAUCUUCAAGGUCAACUAGCAGACUACAACAUGGUUGUGGAUAUACUUAAUACCAGUACAGAUAUAGCAGAAGUGAUCCAUGAUUACAAUAUGUUAAAGGUUCAGAAUGAUCGAGAAGCACAGAGUAUAGAAAAAAUUUUCACAGAAAGACAAGCCACAGAAAAGUUAUAUCAAGCUGUAGAAGAAGAUAUCAAUCAUGAAAAGGUUUUGGCAGAUGACAUAUUGAAAGAUAUGUCACAGGAAAAUCAAGCUAAAUAUAUGGAGAUGAAAGCUACUAAUGAAAAACUCUCCCAGGAAUUGAUUGUUCAACAGCAGGAAUUGGAUGCACUAAAUGUAAAGGAAGAGAGUCUAAGAGCUGAAAUAGUACAAUCUGGGAUGAAACAGAGAGCUGUGCAGUUGUAUGAGGAGAUCCAUGAGCUCAAGGAACGUCGAGAUCGAAUGAUUGCUGAGGAUAAGAAUAUGGAGUCUCCACAGGAGGAAAGAGAGAGACUUCUAAAGCAGGUUAAAGACGAUAGUCAAAAAAUUGCAAGCAUGGAAAGACAGUUGGCAGAAGUGAAAGAAAAAACAGAUUAUUUUAAAAAGGUCAUUCAACGACUUGAUAUGGAUCUGGAGAGCAAUCGAGGAGAAGAAAAUUGGAAAUACAAGGAGUUGAAGAAGAAGGAAGAAAGCAUGGACAAUUUUCUAGAGACUUUUGAAGAUGUGAAAAAUCAGGAAUUGGAACGAAAGGCACAAUUAGAAGCCAACAUUGUUGCACUCCUGGAACACUCGAGCAGGAAUCUGAAUCAUAUGAAACAAAUUUCAUCUGUUACCAAUCAAGAGCUGAAGAUCAUGCAGGAAGACCUCACUUUCAAAUCAGAUGAAAUGCAGAAAUCACAGAGCACUGCUAAGAAUCUGAUUACAGAGAGUCAAAAACUGCAGAUGGACUUACAGAAGAUGGAACUGUUGGAGGGCAAGAUGGUUGGUGAACUGGCUUCUCUUAAAGACAAGAUUGAACAGACUAAAGCAGAGUUGGAGAUCUACAAUAAUUUGCCAGCUCUAAAAGCAUCAGGAGAAGAAAAGAAAAAGAAACUCCAGGAUGACAAAGAAAAAUUAACAAAACGCAGCCAUGCUUUUAAGAAAAUAAUGGAGUGUUUGAAUACAGAAUAUGACACACUAAAGAAGGAGCUGCAAGAAAAUGAGACGCAUUCUCAGCUUACAAAUUUGGAGAGGAAGUGGCAGCACCUUGAGCAAAAUAACUUUAUGAUGAAAGAGUUCAUAGCAACAAAAAGUCAGGAGAGUGACUACCGGCCAAUAAUGAAGAAUUCAAGAAAGCUGGUCAAAGAACACAACAAAGCUCUCAUAGAAGCUUUACAGAACACCAAGAACUGAAUCCAGGCAUUUCCUUCCUGCCCAAAUGGACCAACGAGAGAUGUGCAAAGGCUGCAAGGAAAGCCGGACUGCUGAGAUCAUUCACUCAGUGACAUUCUUAAAAUUAUUUUUCCAGGUUUUUAGAAGUUGCAGGUUUUAAUAUUAUCCCUCUUUUUGCACUGUUUAAAAUUUUGAGAAAUAAAUAUCUGAAUUUUAGAAACAAAAAAGAAAUACUGUCCAAUGAGUUACUGAAGCCCAUUGCUGAAUUGCAUCUCAAAUGUGAAAUUCUAGUCCGCUUUACCCACUGAAUUUCUAAUUGCCUUGUAGGAGGACUGCUUGACAGGCUGUCAUAUGCAUUAUCUUAAAUUAAGUGUAUAAUAAGAUAUGGUAAUAUCAGCAUACCACACCUAUAUGAAUAGCAAUUUAUACCAAGUAAGGAAAGCAUCUAAGGAUGAGAAGCAUCUUUUAAAGUCAAAACUGUUUCAUAGUGUAAAAUCUUACAAUAAAAGCAAAUGCCAGCAAAUUUUCAUUUCCUACUGGAGAGUUAACUUCCUUAUUUUUUAAGAUGUAAUUAUAAAGAGCAAACUCUGUUAAAAAGUAGUGAAACAUAGCUUAGACUGAUUUUGUGUGGAGAAUUUUACUGCUAUAGUAUUCACCAGUAAAGGAAAUAGCAGAGAAAAUUAUUUGUAUUUUCUGCAAUGUUUUUUUCCCUUCAGUUUCAAGCAGCAAUGUCAUAUGGCACCUCUGACAAAAAUCCACAAGAAGGAGUUUCAACAUAGAACAAAAACAGGACUUAGAAAAUAAAAAUGCAGUUUAUGAUACAGAAAUUUUAGAAAAUGUUUAGAUUUAAAAAAAUGUCCAUUUAUGCUCAUCUCACAUUCUACAUAAUACGUAAUGUAUUUAUGAACUGCUUAUUGAUCACUUUUUUCACCUGGUAUAUUGUAAGCUAAUCCUGAUCAAGUAGAAAAAGCACAGUUACUUUUGAUAGAAAUCUUAGCUAAACAGUGAACUAGGCUUGUAGAAAGAAACUACUAAAAAGAAGUGCUAUCUGGAUUUAUAGUUGUUUUGCUUUCUUAGAAAAAUUUUCCAGAAAAGAAGGUAGACUAUGCACCUCACUUCAUGAAACUGGAGUAGAAAAAUUAUUAGGAAAUCUUCUGACUCCAUUAAAAUAGUUCUGUAUUUUUGUCACUAAUUUCCUCAAAUCUGUGAUUGUCAUUUUGAGUGUAAAGAAAUCUGUAAGCUAAAGAUAAUGAAGAUUUGUGCAGAGAGCACUGUGUUUGCUAAUUCAGCACACUAAAGGGUGUUGCUUUAUAUAUUUAGAAUAUUUAGAGAUAAUGGAACAGGAUUUCUAUAAACCAAGGAUAGUUAUCUAGGGGAA
This is a messenger RNA of Sturnus vulgaris (Common starling), 3600 nucleotides long. The record is from RefSeq and is a predicted model, not a curated record. Lineage: Eukaryota; Metazoa; Chordata; Aves; Passeriformes; Sturnidae.